CAGGUCACUUUCAACAUGGAGAGUGGACCUGGAAAACACUGGACUGAGGAGGAGGUUAAAGCUUUACUAAGUGUCUGGGCAGAAAGAAAUAUACGAAAACAACUUUACGGAACACUGAGAAAUAGAGAAAUCUUUAUUUACGUUGCUAAAAGGCUGAGAUCACUAGGAGUAUACAGAGAUUGGAAACAGUGCCGGGCAAAGUAUAAAAAUCUCAAGUAUGAAUACAGGACAGUUAAGCAUGCCCACAGGUCAGGAGACAGCUCUAGAACGAUGAAGUUUUUCCAUGUUCUGGAUGCAAUUCUGCAGUCUGAACCGACCGCGCGGUUAACAGAGGAGAGCGAUGGUAACAUCAAGUGCCUGGUAACCCUGAGCUCAAGUUCCGCCCCAGAGAUCACAGAAGGUAAUCGUAUUCCCUUGGAAGGUGCUGAAAGUCACACACACACUGUGACAUCAAAUGACCCAGGAGCUGGAAGGCACCAGCCUGAAAACGAGGUCACAGCACUGGUACAAAUAUGGCAUGGUGAAAGAGUCAGGCAAACGCCUGAAGAGACCACCAGAAACAAAGGGACAUCGGAGGAAACUGCCCAGAGACCUAUCCAGUUUGGGAUAGACAGAGACUGGAAACAAUGUCAUGAUGCCACGCAUAAAACUCCAAACCGUGAACAAAGAGUUUUACAGAAGACAAAUGAUAGCCCUUGGAGAAAACGGAGAUUUCAUGAUGAAACUGACUGCAUCCUAAAAAGCAGGACUCCUGGAAUUACCAAACGGAAACACGAAUCACCUGAAGGUCACUUUGGAAGCCUUGGAACUGGGAGCAACAAGAGAAAAGCACAGGAAGGCGAAACAAUGUCUACACCUCUCAAGAAAAUGUCUCCUGAGAUCAUUACAAACUGGUUUCCUCAAAGCUUAAUAGAUUUGGAAGGUUCUACAGGAUGUUUCUUCCAUCAGGACCCUCACCUUCAUCAGAUCGCUGCUUCUUUUUCCCGCGCGGUCUGCUCCUCUAGUUCACCUAGGAUAAUGGCGACAGCUGAAGUACUGAACAUCGGGAGAAAGCUGUAUGAGGGUAAAACAAAGGAAGUCUAUGAAUUGUUAGACAGUCCAGGAAGAGUCCUCCUGCAGUCCAAGGACCAGAUUACAGCAGGAAAUGCAGCUAGAAAGAACCACCUGGAAGGCAAAGCCGCCAUCUCCAAUAAGAUCACCAGCUGCAUAUUUCAGUUGUUACAGGAAGCUGGUAUAAAAACUGCUUUCACCAAGAAAUGUGGGGAGACUGCUUUCAUUGCACCCCAGUGUGAAAUGAUUCCAAUUGAGUGGGUAUGCCGAAGAAUCGCCACUGGAUCUUUUCUCAAAAGGAACCCUGGUGUGAAGGAGGGGUAUAGGUUUUAUCCACCAAAAGUAGAGAUGUUCUUCAAGGAUGAUGCCAAUAACGACCCACAAUGGUCUGAGGAGCAACUCAUCGCUGCAAAAUUUUGUUUUGCUGGACUCGUUAUAGGGCAAACUGAAGUGGAUAUCAUGAGUCAUGCCACACAAGCUAUUUUUGAAAUUCUGGAGAAAUCCUGGCUGCCCCAAAACUGUACGCUGGUUGAUAUGAAGAUUGAGUUUGGCGUUGAUGUAACCACCAAAGAGAUUGUUCUUGCUGAUGUCAUAGAUAAUGAUUCCUGGAGACUAUGGCCAUCAGGAGAUCGGAGCCAGCAGAAAGACAAACAGUCUUAUCGGGAUCUCAAAGAAGUAACUCCGGAAGGACUCCAGAUGGUAAAGAAGAACUUUGAGUGGGUUGCAGACCGAGUGGAGUUGCUUCUCAAGUCAAACAGUCAGUGCAGGGUGGUAGUGCUGAUGGGGUCGACCUCUGACCUUGGUCACUGUGAAAAAAUUAAGAAGGCUUGUGGAAACUUUGGGAUUCCAUGUGAACUUAGAGUAACAUCUGCACAUAAAGGACCAGAUGAAACUUUGAGGAUUAAAGCAGAAUAUGAAGGGGAUGGCAUACCUACUGUAUUUGUCGCAGUGGCGGGCAGGAGCAAUGGACUGGGCCCAGUGAUGUCUGGUAAUACUGCAUACCCGGUUAUCAGCUGUCCCCCAAUCACAGCAGACUGGGGUGCUCAGGAUGUGUGGUCAUCUCUGCGACUGCCCAGUGGUAUUGGCUGUUCAACUAUACUUUCUCCAGAAGGAUCAGCCCAGUUUGCUGCUCAGAUAUUUGGGUUAAACAACCAUUUGGUGUGGGCCAAACUUCGAGCGAGCAAACUGAACACGUGGAUAUCCUUAAAGCAGGCUGAUAAGAAAAUCAGAGAGUGCAAUUUGUAAUAAAGCAAUUUAAUUUGUAGGAGAAAAGUUACAUAUUCCUAGUUUGGAUUUAAAAAAAAAAUCAAGCAAAAUGAUUUCACAUCAGAGAAAACAAUUCAGUUUAUUUUCUGGCUCUAUGUAGUGAUAUGUCCCUGUAGCCUGAGCACUCUAGAGGAUCACUAAAUUCAAGGCCAGCCUGAAUUGUGUAUUGAGACCCUGUAUUUGCUGGGGAGGGGAUCUUGGCACAACGCUGCUAAAUUACAUCUCGCUUUCUAUAUAGUCAUUGUUGGGUAAAUAUGUAAUUAUGGAACUGGAGCAAUGUGUCUGUGGUUCAAGAACCAGUAUGGCUCUCCUGCAGAUGCCCUGAGUUUGGCUCCCAGCAUCCAUGUAGACUGCCUCACAAUAAAUAACCUUUAACCCGGGAUCUGACCCCGUGGCUUCCUUAUGCACCUGCUCUCAGAUUCUGUUACAUUCCUCCACCCAACACACACAAUUUUAAAAAAUAAACGUUUUCAAAGAGUA
This is a messenger RNA of Rattus norvegicus (Norway rat), 2796 nucleotides long. The record is from RefSeq and is a predicted model, not a curated record. NCBI's taxonomy places the organism in Eukaryota, Metazoa, Chordata, Mammalia, Rodentia, Muridae.